CGAGAGGAAACAUUGUUUGCUCUCCGUUUUCAGAGAGCACGGACGAUGACAAGGUGACGGCCUGGCACUGGGAGGAGGUCAAAGGCCCGCUGAGGGAGGAGAAAGUCUUGGCUGACACCAAGGUCCUCACCCUGACCAACCUGGUACCUGGAAACUACACUUUCAGUUUAACAGUGACAGACUCUGAUGGAGCCACUAACUCCACGCAGGCCACCCUCUCCGUCAACAAAGCCAAGGACUACCAGCCUGUGUCCAACGCCGGCCCCAACCAGGUUAUCCAGCUGCCGCGCAACUCCAUCACUCUGUACGGCAACCAGAGCACCGACGACCACGACUCUCUGUCCUACGAGUGGUCGCUCAGCCCCGAGAGCAAGGGCAAGGUGGUGGAGAUGCAGGGGGUCAGGACUCCUAUUCUGCAGCUGUCGGCCAUGCAGGAGGGGGACUACACCUUCCAGCUGACGGUGACGGACUCGUCGGGACAGCAGGACACUUCGCAUGUGACCGUCAUCGUGCAGCCAGAGAACAACAAAGCCCCGGUGGCCAACGCCGGCCCAGAGAAGGAGCUGACACUGCCUGUGGACAGAACCACGCUAGACGGAAGCAAAAGCAGUGACGACCAGAGGAUCGCCACCUACCGCUGGACGAAGACCAGUGGUCCUGAUGGUGUGAAGAUUGAGAAUGCAGACAGUGCUAUUGCCACAGUAACAGGCCUGGAGGUCGGCACGUACACGUUCACGCUGACGGUGACGGAUGAGCGGAACCUGGAGAACAGCAACACGGUGACGGUCAUCGUGAGGGAAGAGAAGGACCAACCACCGGUGGCCCGUGUCAUUUCCAGCCCACCCAUCUCUCUUCCCGUUCGGACCGCCUCUUUGGACGGGUCACAUUCCAUCGAUGACAAAGGUGGGAUCUCGUACCUGUGGACCCGAGACGACAGCAGCCCAGCAGCGGGGGAUGUCUUGAACAACUCUGACCACCAGGCGGUGCUGUUCCUGGGAAACAUGGUAGAGGGCAAGUACAGGUUCAGGUUGACCGUGACUGACAGCAAAGGACAGAGCAACUCUGACAGUGGAACGGUGGAGGUCAAAGCAGACCCGUGGGAGCGGGACCUGGUGGAGCUGGUGCUGGAGGUCCCAGUGAGCCAGGUCUCCCAGCGGCAGCGCGACCUGCUGCUCCGGCAGGUGGAGGUUCUCCUGGGUGUGCUCGACGGCGACAUCAUCGUCCGAGAGAUCAACGCCUUCAACGAGCACAGCACCCGGCUGGUCUUCCUGGUUUCGGCAGGGCCAGGGCGCCCCCCUCUGUCCGGACGCAGCGUUGCACUCGGACUGCGGAACAAACUGCGCAAGCAGAAGAACGACUUCCUGAUCUACAAAGCGCGACGCGUCGACACCGUCAUCUGCCAGCUGAACUGCUCCGGACACGGCGACUGCGACCCGUUCAGCCGGCGCUGCAUCUGCCACCCCUUCUGGAUGGAGAACUUCAUCCGAGCCCAGCUGGGAGACGCAGAGAGCAACUGUGAAUGGAGCGUGCUCUACGUGACUAUUGCAUCCUUCAUGAUUGUGGUUGCCACGGCGACGCUGGUCUGGGCCGUGUUUUGCUGCUGCAGCAGGCGGAAGAGCAGAGUCCGGCGAAGCAAAAGCCGAUACAAGAUCCUGGAAGCCGAGGAGCGGGACAGCCUGGAGCUGCAGCCGCCCCGAACCGCCCGGCUGAAACCCGUCACCACUCCCACCUCCUCGGCCCUCAUGCGCUCCGACUCAGACCUGGACAGCGAGGACGUGCAAGGCGGCGACCUGUGGACUGAGCAGGAGCGAGGGCAGCUGCUGCGGCCUCAGAACGGCUCCCUGAGGAACGGCCAGGGCCCCCCCAGGCCCAAGAAGCAGAGGGAGGAGCUGCUAUAGCAGGAGGAGCUGCCCCACCUCCACCCACACAUCACCCUAAGACCCCGCCUCUUCUGGCGGCCAUUUUAAACGACAGCCACCGAGCAUGCUCACGACCUGAAGCAGCCAAUCACUGCCACGGGCCGCUCUGACGGGUCAGUCCGACCCAGGGGAGCAGACUGACACAAGUCUGUGUGUGCGUUUGUGUGCGUGUUUGUUGAGAGCUGCUGUGCUUUUAUUCUGAAGGAAAAGGAGGAAGAACUGCUUCGUCUGCAGCCUCUGCGGUUCUGCUGGACUCUGACGGAGCGUUUGGUCUGUCGCUGAUGUCGGUUUUAAUUUAUUCUGCGUCGCUUAAGUUCAGCAGAAACAAACUUUUAAUCUGAGUUUGUUUUUUUAAGUUUCAGUUGCACCUUUGUGCUCAUUUGUCAUUUAAAGGAAAAUGUAACUUAUUUUGAAAUUCAGCAUUCAAACAAAGAAGGACCAGAGUUUCUGUCAGUUAAAGAUCUCUGACUGUAGUUUUUUUUUUUUUUAAUGUUUUCCUUUAAGCCGCAGAAGCUCAGAACCCUUCUUCACUUCAGGGUUCCAGCACAUUCCUGUGUGGAGACCUGACGGCAGCAGCGCCCAGCUUCCUGUCGGAGUGGAAACUGCUUCCUGUGCGCGUUUAACAGCAGAAGCGCUUAUCUGUAGCGCACUUGCACGCGGAAUGUGAAACCGACCCGCCGAUGAAUGUUGUUUGUUCUUUCUGCUCACGUCUGAUUUUAUUUAUUUCCACCUCUGCGUGAUUCUGAGUUGCAAAAAAAAAGCGUAAUUUCAUGUUUGUCUGUUUCACUGAAGUUCUGUAAUGUCGGUUCUGUUGCUGUUUGGGACGUGAACUGACCUCACUGUGAAGACGUGGACGAACUGCUGAGUUCUGGAUAUGUUUUUAUUGAAGGACUGUUACCUGAUCAGACCUGGAGCCACUUGAUCAUCUGUACAUUCAAAUAAAAGUGUUUUGAUUUUUGA
Messenger RNA from Oryzias melastigma (Indian medaka), 2879 nucleotides. Its product is annotated as dyslexia-associated protein KIAA0319-like protein. The record is from RefSeq and is a predicted model, not a curated record. The annotation marks the transcript as partial. Gene Ontology annotation, cellular component: cytoplasmic vesicle; plasma membrane. The transcript is spliced from 14 exons. Lineage: Eukaryota; Metazoa; Chordata; Actinopteri; Beloniformes; Adrianichthyidae.